UGUCGCUUCUGCACGGUCCUCUCUACCAUCACAUUCCCAAAAUGGCGGCUGUACUGUGGACUGCCGCGGUGGCCGUCGCCGUUUCUGUGACGAUCUGGGCGAUUUUCGCCUUCGCUCGCUGGUGGAAACUCUGGAAGACCAUCAACAAGAUCCCCGGACCGCCUGCCUACCCACUGGUGGGGAACGCGCUGGAAUUCAAGCCAGGAGCAGUCGCGUUUUUCUCCCAGCUAACCAACUGGGCACAGGCCUACUUGCAUGACAAUGCUGCAAUGUUCCGACUGUGGAUCGGACCCCAAGCUACAAUAGGCUUACUGCAGGUCGAAACCUUACAGGUCCUCUUCAGUUCCUCCAAACACAUUGAGAAGUCGUUUGUGUACGACUUUCUGCACCCGUGGCUGGGUACUGGGCUUCUCACCAGUGCUGGAGACAAGUGGAAGACGCGUCGUCGUCUGAUCACCCCGACCUUCCACUUCAAGAUCCUGGGUGACUUUCUCCACGAGUUCAACGACCAAUCAGAGAUCAUGGUCCGGAAGCUGGAGGAAAUGGCGGGUACAGGGGAGGAGUUUGACGUGUUUCCCUUCAUCACUCUCUGUGCUCUGGAUAUCAUCUGUGGAACUGCCAUGGGACAGUCCCUGAAUGCCCAGGAGAACACAGACUCCGACUACGUCAGGGCCAUCUACAGGAUCAGUGAUCUAAUCCAGGUGCGUCAGAAGUCCCCCUGGUACUGGUCAGACCCCAUCUACAAGGGUUUCGGUCCCGGCCGUGAGUUUGAGGAAACUCUCCGGAUACUCCAUGACUUCACUCGCUCGGUCAUCAAAGAGCGCAGCGAGCAGUUCCAGAAGCAGCUGGAGAGCCAAUCACAGGAUGCCUUCGACAUCGUGGAGGAUCCGGACAAGCCCAUUGCCAUCGGGGGGAGGAAGCGUCUGGCGUUCCUGGACAUGCUUCUGUACGCGUCCGUGGGAGAGACGAAACUCAGCAAUGAGGACAUUCAGGAAGAAGUGGACACCUUCAUGUUUGAGGGCCAUGACACCACAGCUGCGGCUGCCAACUGGGCCAUCUUCCUGAUCGGUUCCCACCCUGAUGUGCAGAAGAGAGUGCAUGAGGAGAUGGAUCGAGUGAUGAGUGACCCUGACGAGAAGCCGACCAUGGACGACCUUCGUGAGAUGAAGUACCUGGAAUGUUGCAUCAAGGAAGCCUUGCGCCUGUACCCAUCCGUGCCAUUCUUUGCCAGAACCCUGUCAGAGGACUGUGUCAUCGGUGGAUAUGAGGUGCCCAAGGGAGUGACUGCCAUUGUUCCCACCUACAACGUGCACCGCGACCCCAACCACUGGCCCGACGCUGAGAAGUUUGACCCCGAGCGUUUCUUCCCAGAGAACUGCGCCGGACGCCACCCCUACGCCUACAUCCCCUUCUCUGCUGGCUCACGGAACUGCAUCGGUCAGAGGUUUGCUCUGAUGGAGGAGAAGGCCAUCCUGUCCUCCAUUUUUCGCCGGUUCCGCAUCGAGACCAUGCAGAACCGUGAGGACCUCAAGCCCCUGGGGGAGCUCAUCCUUCGUCCCGAGAGCGGGGUCAGGAUCAAGCUGUUCCGCAGGGAGUGAAGGGUUAAAGGACAAAGGUCAAGGCUCAAUGGAAAUGAUACUGUAGUAACGGAGGAUGGAAUGAGAGCGGCUAAGUCCCUGUCACACAGUGGAUGAGCUUUGGGUGGAAAUAUUUUGCUGAUUGCACAAAGAUUGCAUAGCUUUAAGAAUUGCCUGAAAGUCUACAACAU
Branchiostoma floridae (Florida lancelet) is the source of this 1768-nucleotide messenger RNA. Its product is annotated as cytochrome P450 4V2-like. The record is from RefSeq and is a predicted model, not a curated record. Lineage: Eukaryota; Metazoa; Chordata; Leptocardii; Amphioxiformes; Branchiostomatidae. Bases 42 to 1598 code for a protein of 518 amino acids. The transcript is spliced from 12 exons. Gene Ontology annotation, molecular function: monooxygenase activity; heme binding; iron ion binding.